AUGAACGGGGAUGAGAGCGUGGACGAGGACGAGGACGAGGUCAAGGUCGAGGAAGAGGACCUUACUCAUGCGUUUCUAGGCGGACCGACUGAUCCAUCAAUACUGCGGAGUAUCAAUAGUCAUGUCGCUGCAGCUGUUUGGCAGGGAGAGGAACGAGGGCCCCUAAAGUGUCAUAAUCACUCUUCGAAGAUCCUUGCAUGGACAUGGUGGUCAAUAGACAAUAACACCAAAUUCAAAGCCAUUAUUGAGUGGUCUGGGCUGUCACUGUUAACUCGUUGCACUUAUCGGUUUAUCAACAUGCUUCUAAUCUCCAAUUUCGUUGAGAGAUGGCAACCUGAGACGAACACAUUUCAUAUGAUAGUUGGUGAGAUGACCUUGACCUUGGAUGAUAUUGGCACUAUUUUUAGCCUUUCCAUUAUAGGCAGAUUAGUCAGCGUACCAGAUGUGACGAAUCUUCAUGGAGUUACACUACUGGUUUCUGGCUUGGGGAUUACUGAACGUGUAGCACAUGACAAGGUUUCUACUGCUGGUGGGAAUUCAGUCAGGCUUGAGUGGUUGCGAAGUCAGUUUGCUGGUAUCAUAGAUUCAAACCUAAAGGAGGCCAUAGAGUGCGCUGUUAGAGCUUAUUGUUGUUUCUGUUGGGAAGUACGCUCUUCAGUGACAAAAGUGGUACCAGGGUUCUUGUUGUUUACCUUGGCUUAUUGA
This is a messenger RNA of Camellia sinensis, 705 nucleotides long. The record is from RefSeq and is a predicted model, not a curated record. NCBI's taxonomy places the organism in Eukaryota, Viridiplantae, Streptophyta, Magnoliopsida, Ericales, Theaceae.